Messenger RNA from Peromyscus leucopus (white-footed mouse), 3516 nucleotides. RefSeq names its product tripartite motif containing 23 (gene Trim23). The transcript has 11 exons. Bases 81 to 1805 code for a protein of 574 amino acids. Lineage: Eukaryota; Metazoa; Chordata; Mammalia; Rodentia; Cricetidae. Gene Ontology annotation, molecular function: GTPase activity; zinc ion binding; GTP binding. Gene Ontology annotation, biological process: vesicle-mediated transport; intracellular protein transport. The record is from RefSeq and is a predicted model, not a curated record. Gene Ontology annotation, cellular component: plasma membrane; cytoplasm; lysosomal membrane.
GCCGAGGCUUCUGGGUAGGUCGCCCAACCCCUCCUCUCAGUUAAAGGCUCUGCUGCUGCUGUGGCGCGGCCCCUGCCAGGAUGGCUGCCCUAGCUGUAAACAAGCCCGGAGCCGGAGUAGACAGUGGGCGGCAGGGCAGCCGGGGGACGGCUGUGGUGAAGGUUCUGGAGUGUGGGGUUUGUGAAGAUGUCUUCUCUUUGCAAGGAGAUAAAGUUCCUCGCCUCCUUCUUUGUGGCCACACAGUCUGUCAUGACUGUCUGACUCGCUUGCCUCUGCAUGGAAGAGCAAUACGUUGCCCGUUUGAUCGACAAGUAACAGACCUAGGAGAUUCAGGUGUCUGGGGGUUGAAAAAAAACUUUGCUUUACUGGAGCUUUUAGAGCGAUUACAAAAUGGACAUAUUGGUCAGUAUGGAUCUGCCGAGGAAGCCAUUGGGAUAUCUGGAGAGAGCAUCAUCCGCUGUGAUGAAGAUGAAGCUCACGUUGCAUCUGUAUAUUGCACUGUGUGUGCAACUCACUUGUGCUCAGAGUGUUCUCAAGUUACUCAUUCUACAAAGACUUUAGCAAAGCAUAGGCGAGUGCCUCUAGCUGAUAAACCUCAUGAGAAAACCAUGUGCUCUCAGCACCAGGUGCAUGCCAUUGAGUUUGUUUGCUUGGAAGAAGGUUGUCAAACUAGCCCGCUCAUGUGCUGUGUCUGCAAAGAAUAUGGAAAACACCAAGGUCACAAGCAUUCAGUCCUGGAACCAGAAGCUAACCAGAUCCGAGCAUCAAUUUUAGAUAUGGCUCACUGCAUACGGACCUUCACUGAAGAAAUCUCAGAUUAUUCCAGAAAAUUAGUUGGAAUUGUUCAGCACAUUGAAGGAGGCGAACAAAUAGUGGAGGAUGGGAUUGGAAUGGCUCACACAGAACAUGUCCCAGGUACUGCAGAGAAUGCCCGAUCAUGUGUCCGAGCUUAUUUUUCUGAUUUACAUGAAACUCUUUGUCGUCAAGAAGAAAUGGCUCUGAGUGUUGUUGAUGCUCAUGUUCGAGAAAAGCUGAUUUGGCUCAGGCAGCAACAAGAGGAUAUGACUAUUCUCUUGUCCCAGGUUUCAACAGCCUGUCUCCAUUGUGAAAAGACUUUGCAGCAGGAUGAUUGCAGAGUUGUCUUGGCAAAACAAGAGAUUACAAGAUUAUUAGAAACACUGCAGAAACAGCAGCAGCAGUUUACAGAGGUUGCAGAUCACAUUCAGUUGGAUGCCAGUAUCCCAGUAACUUUUACAAAGGACAACAGAGUUCAUAUUGGACCCAAAAUGGAAAUCAGAGUAGUUACAUUAGGAUUAGAUGGUGCUGGAAAAACUACUAUUUUAUUCAAGUUAAAACAAGAUGAGUUCAUGCAACCUAUUCCAACAAUUGGUUUUAAUGUGGAAACUGUGGAAUACAAAAAUCUAAAAUUUACCAUUUGGGAUGUGGGUGGAAAGCACAAAUUAAGACCAUUGUGGAAACAUUAUUACCUCAAUACACAAGCUGUUGUAUUUGUUGUUGACAGCAGUCACAGAGACAGAGUUAGUGAAGCACACAGUGAACUUGCAAAGCUGCUAACAGAGAAAGAACUCCGAGAUGCCUUGCUCCUGAUUUUUGCUAACAAACAGGAUGUUGCUGGAGCACUGUCAGUAGAAGAAAUCACUGAACUUCUUAGUCUCCAUAAACUGUGCUGUGGUAGGAGCUGGUAUAUCCAGGGUUGUGAUGCUCGAAGUGGUAUGGGGCUCUACGAAGGGUUGGACUGGCUCUCCCGGCAACUUGUGGCUGCUGGAGUGUUGGAUGUUGCUUGAUUCUAAUGCAGCCGUUGUUUCAAGCUUAUGGUUAAAAGUUACUCUGCAUGUAAUGUAUCCUAAGAAACUGUACAUCUCAAAUAUGAUAGUUAAUGUAGGAUGUGUAUAUAAGAAUCCUGGACUGAGAACUAAAUAUGACAUUGCUUUUAAAAAUUAUUCUGUGGCAAUUUUAAAUGACCAUAUUACAUUGGUUAAAUAGAAAUUUCUUGGAAAUAGACUUUUAAAGGAUACAUUAGGUACUGGAUAUUUUCAGUUUGUAUAUGACCUGUAUAUUGGGGAGGAAUAGUCACAGAACGAGUAAGUAAAGGUUCUUUAUUUCAGUCAAAACAAAACAAAACAAAACAGCCAGUGGAGUGCCUAACAGAACCUAGGGAAGUAUGGCUUCUUUAUCCCACCUUUUUAUUCAGUUUUGGUAGUAGACAUGGCAGUUGUGUACUAGAAUUGAACUAUAUUGCGGGAAAUAAGAUUGCUUUACAUUCAGUAUACCAGUAUCAUUAAUGCUGGGGAGUAUAAACUAUAGAAAUCAGUGUUUUCUACGUUUUACCAGAACUCUCUCCUAAAGCAUUUUGCAUAACGCACAGUGAGAAUGAGAUAUUAUCUAAGUGGACCUGAUCACUAGACCAGUACUAAACCAAGAACAAUAAAACUGUGAAAGUUGUUUGAUCUUCACUAAUGAGAACCAUUUCCUGGAUCGGGCCUAGGUUUAUUUCCUAGGUCACAGUCCUAUAUUGGUCCUUUAUUGUUCAACACAUUUACUUAGGCUUAGUAAUAUUGCAUCCUUUGUUGGUAAAGUGUCAUAAGCCACAUGAAAAGCCAGGCACUUUCACAUGAACACACAGAGACCUAAUUAGAAAACCACCUAUACCUUAGGGGGAGUUAUUCAAACAGUAGGGAAUGCUAAUUUCUUUAACAUGGUUCCCAAGUUAAGUGCAUUCAUAUGACAGUAAAAAGGAUCAAGGCUCUUCAGGACAAGGUCUCAGUUAAGAGGAAGAACAUGUCUAUAGGAAAAGAAACAUUUAAAAAAGUUUACAUUUAUUAUGGCAGUGUUGUGAAUAAAAGUUAAAUUUUGUGUUCUUUACGGUUUCUUAUUUGUAAAGGAUAAACUUAUUAUGGAAGCAUGAUUUCUUGAACUUAAAUAGAUUUCUUGUUUUUAAUGUUCUUCUUACUUUAUAGGAUGAAGUUGAUUCUUAAAUCAUAGUGCAGUGUUUUACAAGGACAGUGGUGUCUAACAAUAGGAUAUAACUUUUAGGUUGCACUGUCUGGUUCAGUUUUUUCAGAUGUACUUUUUUUAAAUUUAAACUUUUAGAAAACAGCAGUAGAAAAAGCCCGUCACGUAUUACGGGCAAUAUGUAAAUAAAAAUAUAGUAUUUUGUCCUUGGUUUUUCAAGAAAGUUACUACUGGUCAUGCUGUUACAAGUAGUUUGUGUGCAUAUGUAAUACUUUGUAAUUAAUUAUUUAAUAUUUGACUGAUUUUAGUAACUGUGAAAAAUAAAAAUGUUGCAUUGCUUGUGAGACCUUGAACUGUUUUCUGUACUAGGUAACUGAAAAUGUGUUGACACUAAGAUGUGAACUUGAUUUUGUUGUAAAUUAUGAAGUUUAUUAUUUCACCAAGUUUGUUAAACUUUGUAAUUCAUAUUCUUAAAAUAUAACCAAACAUAAUUUUCAAACUGUGCUUAAAUAUGAUGGUAAUAUAGAUAUACUGUAGUCUUUA